AGGAAGCGGAGCGACUAGCGAGCGAGGCGUCAAGCAUGCGAUGUAUAUUCCGAUUAUUCGGAUUUCUGUUGCAUUAUUUUGUUGUUAAAAUCGAUUUUGUUUUAAUCUGAUGUUCUGACUUCGUUUAUUUUGAUUUCUGUUGCAUUUGGUUUUCUUAUCCUAACUGUCUCAUUAUGAAUUUCAAAUUUCUGCUGUGUAUUUGAUUUCUGCUGUAUUUCAAUUUCUUACACAGCAGAUGCCAACAGGUUACAGAACAGGAGGUACUCGCGAAGGGCCCAAUUUUUAUUUUUUUGCCCCGGCCCCCAAAUCGUCUCUAAGAUCAUAUUUCCCACACUAAUCUCAAAUGAUGAGUGUUUUGGACGAGUACGAAGGCGCCGAUGAAUCAUCGGUGGUGUCUUCGAUGUUGUGGGUUCGUAACCUUCGCCGGUAUAUCAGAUCAGAUGUCGAUCUUGAAUCUGAAGCCAUGCUGGAGCUUCAAACAAGAAAAAUCUUGCUUAAUAUUUUUAAAGAGAAGCAGCGAAAAAGUGCAAAAGCUGGCAUAAUCCCAAGUUUCUAUAAGAGGAAACCUGAGGAUGGCUCCAUUAGCCAUACAGUUCAGAGGUUGGCAAAGUAUCGUUUUUUAAAGAAGCAAUCUGAUAUUUUGUUAAACUCUGAUGACCUAGAUGCUAUGUGGCUUAUCUUAAGAGAAAACUGUGUGAUUGAUGAAACCACUGGUUCUGAAAAGGUGAAUUAUGAAGACUUUUGCCAAAUUGCUUCUCUAUGUACUGAACAAAUUGGGUCAAAGUGUUAUCGUUUCUUCAGCCCUUCAAAUUUCAUGAAAUUUGGAAAAGAUGAAUCAGGAAGGAUUCCCAUUCUUCCUUUUUAUCUGUACGUAAUGCGCACGGUCUCUCUUACACAAGCCAGAAUUGAUAUGAGUGAGCUUGAUGAGGAUUCUGAUGGUUUCCUUCAACCUUAUGAAAUGGAGGCCUAUAUUAGAGGUCUUAUUCCUAAUUUGGCUCAGCUUUGUGACAUGCCUACAGAAUUUGUUCAAAUGUAUUGCCACAUAGCUGCACAUAAGUUCUUCUUCUUUUGCGAUCCCAGUAGGCGAGGGAAGGCUUGCAUAAAGAAGAUUUUGCUCAGUAACUGUCUUCAAGAACUAAUGGAAUUGCACCAGGAAAGUGAAGAAGGUGAUGCUGAAAACACCGAGAACUGGUUUUCACUAGCAUCUGCACAACGAAUAUGUGAUGCGUUUCUUGACCUUGAUAAAGAUGGAAACAGCACGUUAAGCAAAGAGGAACUUCAAGGAUAUGCAGAUGGGACGUUGACAGAUAUUUUUAUCGAGAGAGCAUUUGAUGAGCAUGUCCACCAUGGUAAAACUGUUAUUGGGAAUCCUUGGGAGAUGGAUUUUGAGAGUUUCCUUGAUUUUGUUCUUGCCCUUGAUAACAAAGAUACUCCCGAGGGCUUAACUUAUUUAUUCAAGUGUCUGGAUCUUCAUGGAAGGGGAUUCCUCACAGCAGCUGAUAUUCAUAUUCUAUUUCGGGAUGUGCGUGAGAAAUGGAUUCAGGUGGGAAAUUAUGAAUUAUGCACUGAAGAUAUUCGAGAUGAAAUAUGGGAUAUGGUGAAACCGGUUGAUCCACUAAGAAUCACACUUUCUGAUUUGAUAGCAUGCAAACAAGGUGGUUCUAUUGCUAGUAUGCUUAUAGAUGUACGAGGGUUCUGGGCUCAUGACAAUAGGGAAAACCUUCUUCAAGAGGAUUUAGAACCAUGUGAACCCGAUGCUGCUGGUCGCACCUAGUUUUGACCCAAAUAAAAUAUCCAACUUAUUAACAUUUAAAUGUUGCAACUCUUUUAUUCUUAGUGUUCUGAAUGUUAUAUA
Molecule: messenger RNA, 1855 nt
Organism: Lactuca sativa (garden lettuce)
Lineage: Eukaryota; Viridiplantae; Streptophyta; Magnoliopsida; Asterales; Asteraceae
Source: RefSeq, a predicted model, not a curated record